AGAAAAAGAAAUCCUACAUCAUGAGGAGGAACACGAGGCAUUUUACUCCCUGUUUGUUGCUUUGGCAACCAACACACUUUGCUCUGUUUCUGGGUCUUUAUCCAAGGCAAGUUUGCCUCAAGUGAGUGCAGCAUGUAAAGUGCUGCUGUCAUUUCUUUUGAGCCGGCUGGAGACCCCAAACAGAGCCUGUACUGUUACCCCGAAAUACUUGAUGAUUUUGAUCAGCGGCUUGUGUCGUGGUGGUCAGUGCUUGUCCAGAUCUGAUGUGGUCACCUUCACUUGUUUGUUCAAACCAACAGAGUUACCAGUUGGAUCGGCUGACCCUGACAAAGAGUCACUUGGCCAGGAAAAAGAAAAGACUAAGGAGAAGAAAGUCUCCAGAUUGGACACACAGACUGACCUGUUUGACCAGAUGACCUCUGUGUUUGCUGAAGCAUCACCAGCAGUGGCCGCAGCCCCAAAGAUUGAAGUUGUGAGUGAGGUGCCAGAAAGAGAUGCCAAGACUCCAGUGUCUGUUGUGUCUCAAGUGACAGAAUCUCUGGAGGACUCUGCCACACUCUUUGCUCAGAAAAACACAGAAGCACUGUUGAGCAUGAAUGGUGCUGACGUACUACUGCAUGCAUGCACACAGCUGACGUUUUUGGGCAAGUAUAUGCAGAGGUACAGAGAAGCCCUCGCUGGCACUGCCUUUUGUCUUGCCUGGCACCUUGUCACAGGCUUGACAAUGAGAAAUGGCUAUCAGUUUCUGCUGACUGAAAUAUCAGAUGUGUGGAGGGCAUUCUCUCUGCCAAUCAUUGAACCUUUAACUCAGUCACGGCUGAAAACCAUUGUUGAAGUCACCCUGGGCUGUUUGUUUGCUGCCAUCUCUGUGGCGACUGCUGACACAGUGGUGAAUGCUGUCAAACCAUCUGGACCUUCACAGACCACAGGAGCCAAAGAGGAGGAGAUGGACAGUCAGGGACAGAGCAUUGUUCAGAAGUCG
Messenger RNA from Candidula unifasciata, 982 nucleotides. The record is from the annotation of a GenBank genome assembly. Lineage: Eukaryota; Metazoa; Mollusca; Gastropoda; Stylommatophora; Geomitridae.